AUGUACGUGUCGCUUACAUCCCGGCCGGGCUUGGCUGCUACCGCCAAUUAUUUCAGCCAGUUCCAGGCCUGCCCUAACGAAAGGCACUGGGUGCAGCUACGUCGUGUGCUCCGAUACGUGAAAGGUACACUGAAUUAUGGAUUGGUGUAUGAAGCAAGCAUCGAUGGCCCGAUGCUGGAAGUUUAUACGGAUGCUGAUUGGGCCAGUGACAUUGUGGAUCGUCGCUCGGUGUCUGGCGCCGUUUUCAAGUUGUUUGGUGCCACGGUGAGCUGGAUCGCUAAGAAGCAGGCAACUGUAUCUCUGUCCUCAACGGAAGCCGAGCUGGUUGCCCUUUGCAAAGCUGCGUGCCACGGCCAGUGGUUGAUCCGAGUCUUGAAGGAUUUGGGCCUAUCCGUCGUUGAACCAGUUCCAUUCCACGAAGACAAUCAGUCGACUAUAAAGAUCGUUUCCAACCCAAAGGAUACAGGUCGCUUGAAACAUAUUGAUGUCAAGCAUUUCUUCGUACGAGAUUUGGUUGAGAGCGGAUGCAUCAAGGUCGACUACGUUCCAUCAGCAGAACAGCAGGCGGACAUCUUAACCAAGAGUCUUCCUGCCCCGACAUUCAGGAGAUUGCGUGCCAGUCUAGGAUUGGCUGACUGCAGUGUUUGA
Uranotaenia lowii is the source of this 648-nucleotide messenger RNA. RefSeq lists its product as uncharacterized. The transcript has a single exon. The record is from RefSeq and is a predicted model, not a curated record. Bases 1 to 648 code for a protein of 215 amino acids. NCBI's taxonomy places the organism in Eukaryota, Metazoa, Arthropoda, Insecta, Diptera, Culicidae.